GGCUCCAAGCCCCACACAGGCCUUUCUUUCCUGCCUGUGGUAGCAUGGGGUCCUCGGCGUCUGAACCCCUAGCCCUAAAGGCUAGAAGAGAAGCAUUUUCCAGGCACCAGGGUCUCCUCCCCACCACUCCCAGGACCGUGGGGAGGGGGACGCUCGGCAGCAAGUCCCCGGCCCAAACCAGGCCCGCUGUUGGGAAACGUGGCGGAGGCGGAGAGUCUAGGAGAACCAGAAGACCAGACCGCUGGAUUGGAGUCCUUCGGCCGGGACUGAACGACUCAAGGACAUCCCGAAAGAGAAAGCCUGGAAACUGAGCUCUCGCCUGUGCUGGGACUCCUGAAGUGGCCGGAACAAAAUUCCUCCUUCUUUACCGCCCCAGCUUGUCUGGUUCCUUCCUCCUUCUCUCAAACCUGGCGGGUGAGAGGCGCAGCAGGACCCUAACCAUUUCUCAGCUCCAGCCUUCUCUCCCCAAGCCCAGUGAGAAAAACCUGAGUGGGCCUAGUGGAGAGGUGGUGUGUAUUUGGGGUCGGGAGGGGGGUCUCCUGAAGAGAAAAAAAAUCCACCAGAGUAUUCCAGAUUCUCCAAAUCCCCGCCAGCGCCUCCGCCUGCAGGAAGGGGGGCUUCUCCUGACAGAGGCGGAGAUUUCCUGGGGAGAAAGAGCAAGCAGGAAAGAGUAAGACUUGGGACUAGGAGAGGAGAGGAAGGGGCAGAAGGGCUGCAGAGACCUUGGCCAAAGGCUGCCAAUGUUGCCCAGGCAUCUGCUCUGCCAGCCCCCUCAGCUGGGUCCUCUCCAUGCCUCUGAAGAGCUAAGAAAUUGCUCUCCUGUGGGCCUUCUGGAUUCAGGUUCCUGGAAAGCCUGGAAAAGCACCAAAGGAAAGAUCUCUUUGCUUAGAUAAUAAUUGUGGAGGCUUGAAUUUUGCCUCUCCAUGCUCUCUAGUAGCAUCUAUUUUCUUUCUAAAAUAUCUGGCAUGAGUAGUGCAUGAGGAUCACACACAGGGAAAAGUCCUCCCACCCAUUUGUGUCCAGUUCUACAUACACACACAGGGACACAUUUGAAAACUGCCUUAUUGUCACUUUGGGGUCCCUGGCAUGAUGAGGUCUACCCAAGUCUAUCUACCAUCUUAUUUCCAGGUUCAUUCCAGAGAAUUUCCAGAACUCUCAGCCUCAUGACCUUCCUGUCUAGUUUUGCCCAUCCAGGACCCUUCCUCUUGGGAAUUCUGUCCACCUUUCCCAAGGAGUCUACUUUCCCAUAUUUAUAGGUACCUCCUCAGUAGUACUGGGGCCUUGGGGCCUUGGGGCCUUGGAGGCAAGGGACCUCGACCUUUGGUUUAGGAAACUUGAGAUAAGCCCCCUUGGUUCUCCAACCUAGGCAGGAACCAGCCACACUACCUGAAUUCCCCUUUCCUCAUCCAUUUUUAAAGUUUGGAAGGCCCUGGAGGAAAGGAGAAUGGGACUAUUUAUUAAAAAGGCACCUCUGUAUAUCUUAAAUGGGACCUUAUCUUUUCUCAAAUUUAAAUAGAAUUUAAAAGGCCAGCUCAGGGAUUUGUUGCAGCUACAACCAGCUUCUCCACAGGGUAGAAAAAUCCAGCUGCCAGAAGGCGACCAGAGCUUCAGGAUGCAAUUCUUCCAUGUAGACACCAGGUGUCGCUGUGGGCUCGUUGUCACGGCUACCCCCCAAUUCCAAGAACCUUUUUUUUCCCCUCUCCCCCUUCUCUCUCUUUCUCUCUCUCACUCCCUCUCCCCCUUGCUUGGGCUUUGCCAACAUAUCAAGAUGCGUUUCGCCGGCUUCCAUCACUAACCUCCCGGAGGUCAUCAAGCCAAAUUUAUGAGUGGCCGUUCGAGUCACGUGACUCUAUUUAAGGCUCCCUUAUUUGGGAAGAGCGCAUAGGAUAAAGAAAGAGAUAUCUCCACCUAUAAAUUGUGCACUUUGGAGAACAAAAAACCCCUCAACUUCAAAGAGUCACAAAUCACCCUUAAUCAAAAAGGGUGCAGAAAUUUUUUUUGGGCCCUCCCCGCCAUGAGCUCCUACGUAGCCAAUUCAUUCUAUAAGCAGAGCCCCAAUAUCCCUGCCUAUAACAUGCAAACUUGUGGGAACUAUGGAUCGGCCUCAGAGGUGCAGGCAUCCAGGUACUGCUACGGCGGAUUGGACUUAAGCAUCACUUUCCCACCGCCUGCGCCUUCCAACUCUCUCCACGGGGUAGACAUGGCUGCCAACCCCCGGGCUCACCCCGACCGCCCCGCCUGCAGCGCCGCGGCCGCUCCGGGACACGCUCUGGGCAGAGACGAAGCGGCUCCUCUGAACCCCGGGAUGUACAGUCAGAAGGCAGCUCGCCCGGCGCUGGAGGAGCGAGCUAAGAGCAGUGGGGAGAUCAAAGAGGAGCAGGCGCAGACAGGGCAACCCGCCGGACUGAGCCAGCCACCGGCCCCGCCACAGAUUUACCCGUGGAUGACCAAACUGCACAUGAGCCACGAGACGGACGGCAAGCGGUCCCGAACCAGUUACACGCGCUACCAGACUCUGGAACUCGAGAAAGAAUUCCACUUUAACCGCUACCUCACUCGCCGCAGGCGCAUAGAGAUCGCCAACAACUUGUGUCUCAACGAGAGACAGAUCAAGAUCUGGUUCCAGAACCGCAGGAUGAAGUGGAAGAAAGAUUCCAAAAUCAAAAGCAAAGAGGCUCUUUAGAGGCAGUGGGGAGGCCCGCAGAGAUCACCCCAGCCGGCUUGGGUUCCUCGCGCCUUUUCUUUCGAUUUUCUCUCUAUAUUUUUGGGUGGGUCAGGGGCUGGAGCACUGGCUCCCGGGCCUCACAGACAAGCGCUUUUUCCUUGGCAUUUCUGUAUCCCCACCAACCCAGGGUUCCUGCCAGGCUGCCGGCACUGCCCCAUCUCCCCUCAGCUCAGCUCAGCUCAGAGCUCAGCUUAGCUGGACAUUCAGGGCCCAGGGCAAACUCUGCAGGGCCUCCCCAGAGGGCUGCGGCACACCGCAGGCUGGUGCUGAACAAACCUCAGCCUGGGCGGCUUCUUCAGCUCUUUGCCCCAGAGUGGCCCGCCUGAGUUAAGGUGGGCCCGGCCACAGGACCCUCGACCCGACCUCCGGCCUUGAGCUUUCCUUUGUUCCUUGUUAGGCGGGCCAGGCGGCUGCAAGCUGGUGUGAGAGUGCUUAUGCCUGGCAGUCUCUUGCCAGAUUCGGGGCGAUUCCUUAUAGCGACUAAACUCGGUCUUCACUUAUUAAUGAUUUGCAUAUGAAAGGGGGAGAUGACUGAACAUGGCCUUAGGGUCCUCUUGGUUGCCCUAUCCCCCUCCAAACCUUUUCCCGAAAAAAAAAAAAAAAAGACUGGGAGCCUACCCAAUCCGAGCCUGCUGCAUGCCCUCUCAGGUCCACAGCCCCAACCCCCUAGCUAGCUCAGCUAUUGGGGUUUCCUGCCACAGGACCCCAGCAAGUGAUCCUAGAGGCUCCAUGCCAUCCCACAGUUCGUGCCAUGAUUUUCUUUCCCUCCUGCUCCAUCGCUCUUGCUCAACUAUUUAUUGACUCCGGGGUUCUUCCUGAAGCUAUAUUUUGUCAUAUCAAAUAAAGACCAAGAGAGAACAGGACUAAA
This is a messenger RNA of Marmota monax (woodchuck), 3593 nucleotides long. RefSeq names its product homeobox C5 (gene Hoxc5). Gene Ontology annotation, cellular component: nucleus. The coding region runs from base 2015 to 2683 and encodes 222 amino acids. The record is from RefSeq and is a predicted model, not a curated record. NCBI's taxonomy places the organism in Eukaryota, Metazoa, Chordata, Mammalia, Rodentia, Sciuridae. Gene Ontology annotation, molecular function: RNA polymerase II cis-regulatory region sequence-specific DNA binding; DNA-binding transcription factor activity, RNA polymerase II-specific. The transcript is spliced from 2 exons. Gene Ontology annotation, biological process: anterior/posterior pattern specification; embryonic skeletal system morphogenesis; regulation of transcription by RNA polymerase II.